AGACUAUUACUCAUCACUCACCUCUCUCCAAUGUUCGCAAUUCUUCAAAGUGCUCACUUUAACAUUACAUCAGUUACGUUUCGGAGUUUUCCAUGCUUUGUCAUGGGCGGUUCAUAAAAAAUUCUUCCAGUGUGUAAGAAGAGUAAUUAUGUUAGUAUGCGACGAAUGAGCUUUUGGUGCUCAAAAUGUUAAAAGACGGUGUCGGUUGGGGUUUAGCGGUUUGAAAACAUGAAGACAUACAUCCUGCUUGUGACAUUGCAAAUAAUCAUCUUCUGCCAUUGGAGUUUUGCCUCGAGCACCGGAUUAGAACAGAGAAAAUCCUCAGCAAUUGUCGACUUAAUAAGCAGAAGAUUAAAGAACUUGUGGGCAUGGAUCUGGAAUAAAGAAAACCUCCAAAACAACUUAAUGGGCCGUUGUUUUGGAGUGGCUCGCAGAUUGAAAUUCGCGAUGCCGAUGAUAGUAUUUAAAUUAGGUGUAAUUGUUACCAUUUUGGCAUUCCUGACUAUUUUCUCUUUGAAAAGUUUGGGACUUUUGUUGCUUUUGGUGAUGCUUCACUCUAGUGGAAUUGCUGCCAAAUGGACUCAUAUGAAAUACGCUUCGUCAAAACAAUAUGCCCAACCGCAAAAUGUACAUUUUCAUUUACAUUCGAAGGAUCAUGCAAAAGAUGGGCAUUAUGUCAGUCAUUCGGAAUAUGGACACCCGUGGUACGAAAAGAAUGACGUUGGUGAUAUGGAGUAUGAGAGUCUGGAAGACAGACUCAAAAAACUUAAUAUUUAUGAUAGUCAUUAUCGAAUGUGAAUAGAAUGUGAUUAGGAAAAUGUUAAAUUAUUUAUAUUGUGUAGAUUUGUGGAUAUUUUUAUUUAAAUAAAUAUUUCAA
This is a messenger RNA of Tribolium madens (black flour beetle), 877 nucleotides long. RefSeq lists its product as uncharacterized. The transcript has 3 exons. Bases 229 to 798 code for a protein of 189 amino acids. NCBI's taxonomy places the organism in Eukaryota, Metazoa, Arthropoda, Insecta, Coleoptera, Tenebrionidae. The record is from RefSeq and is a predicted model, not a curated record.